Aspergillus calidoustus is the source of this 1389-nucleotide messenger RNA. NCBI's taxonomy places the organism in Eukaryota, Fungi, Ascomycota, Eurotiomycetes, Eurotiales, Aspergillaceae. The record is from the annotation of a GenBank genome assembly.
AUGGAAUACCUCAUCCGCUUCGCGCAAGUCCAUGAAAGCUUCCGGCAGCCGGAGAUUCAGGCAUUGGCCGAUUUUGCCAAUAUCAAGAUCGAAGACAUCUCAUACGAUGAAUUUUCCCCAUACUGUAUCGUGAAGCUCCCAAACGAGGAAGCUGCACGAACACUCAUCUCGCGCAGCAUCCUAGCCAAGGACAUCUUUGAGCUCUGGGGCCAAGGCGUGAACUAUGAAGAGCUGCAUGCCGACGUCCGCAGGCGGACAGAGCAUCUCUGGGCGCGGUACAAGCAGACGCCAUUCCGAUUCACAGUUGAAACAUUCGCGGGCAAGCGCAACUCGACGCAAAAACGGGACAUCAUCCAGUCCUUUGGCUACGUUGGCUUCGAGGGCCGGAUCACACUCAAGGACCCGGAGCAGGACUUUUGGGUCAUGGAGCAGUAUUACGAUCGCACGCAUGUGCCUUCUAGCGUGGAGCCGCCGGCGUCGGCUCAAGUUUCUGAGCCUGUGAAGGUUUAUCUCGGACGCUGGCUUGCGAAUAGUAGUCGUGAGGUCGUGAACAAGUAUGACUUGAAGAAGCGGCGGUAUAUCAGUACGACUUCGAUGGAUGCGGAGUUGACUUUGAUCACGGCCAAUAUGGCAGGUGCUGGCCCAGGAAAGUUGUUCUAUGAUCCGUUCGUGGGGACAGGGAGCUUCUGUGUUGCUGCAUCUCAUUUUGGAGCUCUAACCUUUGGCUCUGAUAUUGACGGGCGAGGCUUCCGGGGCAAGGAGAUGACGAAAGGGAGCCCCACCGGCGUGGGAUUAAACUUUCAGCAAUAUGGGAUAUACAGCAAGCUUGUCGACACGUUCACAUCUGAUAUCACGAAUACUCCACUGCUGGACCGUCCGUUCCUAGAUGGCAUCGUGUGCGACCCUCCUUAUGGUGUCCGGGAAGGCCUUCGCGUUCUUGGAGCGCGAGAAGGCCAUCGCCCUAUUGGAGAGGUUCUGAUUGAUGGGGUACCGGCACAUUAUCGUGAAGGCUAUAUCGCCCCGAAAAGACCGUAUGGGUUCGAGGCCAUGAUGAAUGACAUUCUUGACUUCGCUGCGCGAACUCUUGUCACCGAUGGCCGCCUGGCUAUGUGGAUGCCCACGGCCAACGACGAAGAAGUGGAACUAUCCGUCCCUAUGCACGCAAAUCUUGAGGUCGUUAGUGUCUGCGUUCAGCCGUUCAGCUCAUGGUCUCGACGACUUAUAACAUACCGAAAGCUUCCAGAUGGUGUAGUCUCGGACAUAUCGCUGAGACGCCAGAAGGAAGAUUCAGGAACGACGGCUGAUGAACUAAAUCCGUUCAGAAGAAAGUGGUUCAUGAAACUCGACACUCCAAAAGCCGCCACAAAAAUUCCAUUCUCUCCACAAUGA